AUGAAGAUGAAGGUCCAGGUGAGAUCUCUCACCCUGCUCGCUGUGGCUGUCCUGCUGGUCAGAUCUCAGAACCAGACUGAGACCAGGUAUGAAGACAUCAUCUCAGUUGCUUUGCCUCAGCUGCUUCGUGGGAAAGAGCAGGCUUUCCGUCCAACGAACCAGCUCCAAGUCGAGACUUUGAAUACAGAGGAUGUGGACCAGUCUGAGGUGUCUGUAAGGCUGAGCUUCCCCAUGCAGGAGACUUUCUGCAGUAAAUCACAGGGGCAGCCAGGCAAACCAUGCCCUCUGAAGAAAAAUGGGAAACUAAUGAUGUGCAGCAUGAAGGUCAGACAUCCGAUUCUGAAGGCUAGCAACAACCUGAACACUGACCUGUCUAAUUUUGUUUGUGAAUACAUGGAGGCAGAAGAUGCUAUGCAGCAGAAGAUUCGGACAAGAAGAAGCAAAGCCAGAAUAUGCUCCAGAGGCAAAGAUUGCAAAUUUCGCAGCAACGGUCGUCAUGGGAGUGGCUCUCGCCUUGGGGGUGGCUCCUUAAUUGGUCGUCCUGGGGGUGGCUCUCGUCCUGGGAGUAGCUCCUUAAUUGGUCGUCCUGGGGGUGGCUCUCGCCUUGGGAGUGGCUCCUUAAUUGGUCGUCCUGGGGGUGGCUCUCGUACUGGGAGUAGCUCCUUAAUUGGUCGUCCUGGGAGUGGCUCUCCUCCUGAGGGUGGCUCUCGUACUGGGGGUGGCUCUUUCAUUGAUGGAUUUAUCAGAGAUCACCGUGAUGGAAAUCGCUUUGCAUAGAUCAGCACGAUACAACCUCUGGAUAACUGCAAAUAACCCAUCUAUCAAAGAAAUGUCAGGUUAUUUAUCUUCUUUUUUUUGUAUCAACGUACCUACUCUUACAUGCCAAUUGUUGAA
Salvelinus namaycush (lake trout) is the source of this 894-nucleotide messenger RNA. RefSeq names its product protein SPT2 homolog. The record is from RefSeq and is a predicted model, not a curated record. Lineage: Eukaryota; Metazoa; Chordata; Actinopteri; Salmoniformes; Salmonidae.